CCCCAGUCUUAUACUUCGAGGCGAAUGACCGCGGAAGCCCUAAGAGGCAGACCCGCUAAUUCGGCGACUUUCUCUGAAGUCGCCGAACAACCACUUCACUAUUUCUCUUCAUGAUCGGUCCUUCUGCUGAUCCACUAACUUAACUGAACUUAUCUUCCAGCAUGGACCACGAUCAACCCAGCCCGGCGGCAACUCCCUCGGCUUCGGUGGCCUGCGUGAACUGUCGCGAGAAACAUCUGAAAUGCGAUGGCAACGUGUCCGGCUGCACGCGGUGCCGAACCUUGAAUCUCUACUGCUACUUUGUGCCAUCGCGCCGCGGACGCAAAUGUCGACCGGGUCCGAUGCCGGGUGACUCUUUGCGGACCGAGUCACUCGGCGCUGCUGGUGAUGUCUCACCGUGUGAUCUCGACGCCGUGACCGAAAGGCGAGAGCCCCCUGGAAUGGACAGCAACCAUCUCGUCGGCCUAUACUACCUUCAUUUCCACCAGGCACAUCCAUUUCUGCCCCCACACGAGGUCUUCCUUCAGUCCUCCCCGCCAGCGUACCUCGUGAAUCUGGUCGAAUACGUCGGUUGGCAUUAUCUAGUCAACCCGGUACCGGAUCGCACUACGUCUCUACGAGCAGCGGUCCAAGAGGCAGAUCUCAGCAUCGUCAAAGUCCAAGCCCUUCUUCUUCUGUCCAUCAUUCUGCACACCCGCCUGCAUCCCACCGAAGCCAAAGAAUGCCUGGCCCAGGCCAUCCAAUGCAGUCUAGAGCUCGGUCUCCAUUACCGCGGGUUUUCGGAUGCUCUGGAGACGCAUAGUCCCGUGGGCGCAGAGAGCGCCCGACGCACGUGGUGGGAGAUUUUCAUCGUCGAUACGCUCCUGGCCGCCGUGCAGGUCGAGGGAUCGCUGCAGUUUACCCUAGAGACACCCGACGUGCCGCUGCCCUGCGCACAAGAAGACUACACCGGGGCUUUCUCGGGCGGCGGCCUGGUCUCAAUCAGCGACAUGGACCGCCAGGCGCUGCUCCACGACGAUGCGGAAUUCUCCUCCCCAGCGUACCGUGUCGAGGCGGCGGUCAUCCUGCGCCGAUGUCUUCUCGUCGGGACCACCCACGCCCCGCAGGAAUCGGUGGACGUCCUCGACGCGACCAUCACCUCGUGGUUCCAUCGCGUGCAGUCGCCGUGCGGCAACCGUCCGCUCCUCCGGCACACGGGCGAAACGGACCAGAUGAUCUUCCAAGCAACGACGAUUAUGCAUUGCGCGUCUAUCUAUCUCCAUUUCCCCAAAUCCUCACUCCUGGCGUUUCUGCCCAUUACAGGCCGAAUCUUCUGUGCCGGCCCGCCUGCUUUCUCCUCGAUUGCUCUCAACCCGCAGAUCCAUACGGCCAAGGUCCUCGCUGCGGCUACGGGGCUGUCGAAGCUGGCUUCUCUUUCUUCGUCGGUUGUCGGACACACGCCGUUCUUUGUAUGUACGCUGAUUCUCAGCGCGAUCAUUCAACUGGCGGUGUUGUCGAUCGAGGUCCCGCACACGACGAGUGCCGUGCGUCCUUACCUGGGGCUGAACAUCGGGACGUUGAAAGCGAUGAGGAGUCUGUGGGCCAUCGCGGCUGUCUCUAUGGAGCGGAUUCGAAACGUAACGAAGGAAGUAGAAGACGUGCUGGCUGGUGGAUGUUUGCCGCAACUCACCGACGAUGACGCUGCCUGGUUGGAUUGCAUGACAUGAAAGAAUCGUAGAUAGAAUUCCCAGCUUCCUU
Molecule: messenger RNA, 1737 nt
Organism: Aspergillus steynii IBT 23096
Lineage: Eukaryota; Fungi; Ascomycota; Eurotiomycetes; Eurotiales; Aspergillaceae
Exons: 1
Coding region: 162-1706 (514 amino acids)
Biological process (GO): regulation of DNA-templated transcription; DNA-templated transcription
Molecular function (GO): DNA binding; DNA-binding transcription factor activity, RNA polymerase II-specific; zinc ion binding
Source: RefSeq, a predicted model, not a curated record